AUGGGCCUCAACAUCUCCCAGGAUACCCUUCCUCACAUUCGACUGCGGCCCUUUCGUAAUCAAGUUGGUGGUCACAGCGCCAUCUACAAUUUUACGAAACGCUGUAUGGAAGCUUAUGAGCAACAGAUUGAAGAUCUUCGGGGACAGGAACAAUUUUAUCACGAGGUGGGUCUGUUCGACAUGGACGUCGAAGGUAGUCUGCCGCCACUGAGAAGUCACAAGUGGGCAAAUUUAACUAGCUCUGAGUUAGAUACAACUGAAUUACCACCUUCUCUCCGGAAGCGUAGCCGGUAUAGAUCAUUAGAUGAGCGCCCUCAUCGAAUGACGUUGACUUCUCCGAUUAGGAUUCCUCCGCUCAAGGAGCCAGAACUCUCCACGAACGAUCAUGAUUUGGAUUCAGAGUUCUCUCGACAAAAUCAUUUCAUCCUCAUGGAAGAUCUAACUGGACGGCUAAAGCAUCCGUGUGUGAUGGAUCUGAAGAUGGGAAUCCGCCAGCACGGCAUGGAUGCAACGCCCGUGAACAAGAAGAGUCAGCGAAAGAAAUGCGAUCGUACAAUGAGUAGGUCCCUGGGUGUAAGGAUUUGUGGUAUGCAGGUUUGGAAUAUCAAGAGCCCGACUUACAUCACUCAAGAUAAAUACAUCGAUCGCGAAAUCCGUCCGGAAGACUUUCCUGCAAAGCUCGCAUCUUUUCUACAUAAUGGAGAUCGCCUUCUUGCCUAUCAGAUCCCUACGCUACUGCAGAAGCUAUAUGGACUUGCUCGUAUUAUCUCUCGUUUGAAAGGAUAUCGAUCACACAGCGGAGAACUCUUGUUGGGUCCGAUGCAGAAAGGUUCCAUUGACAAGGAUAGGCGCAAGAGAGGAUUCAUUGACGUUCGCCUUGUUGACUUUGCUCAUACCACCACCGGUCGAGACUGGUUGCCAUAUCCGGAGGACUUUGACAAACACCUGCCGCAUGAAGUAACAACAAGCUCUCAAGGAUAUAAUGCUGAUAUUGAUCCGGAAACUGGACUCAUAUACGCUCGUUUUCCCCCUCGUUAUCUCGAGGACGCUGUCAUGGGCUUUAUAUGGGACUUGAAGAACCUGACGCUGGUCCUCGAACAGAUGUGGAACGACGAGAGGAAGCUGAGGUUCAAGCUUCUUCGUGAGAAUCCAGAUUGCGGUGUCAAAAAGUUGCCUGCGCUUCCUACUAUAGCAUCGCCCCACGAAAAGCCCCCCCUAUCGGUCCUCGAAAGGCCCUAA
Messenger RNA from Lentinula edodes (shiitake mushroom), 1239 nucleotides. RefSeq lists its product as uncharacterized. Gene Ontology annotation, molecular function: inositol hexakisphosphate kinase activity. NCBI's taxonomy places the organism in Eukaryota, Fungi, Basidiomycota, Agaricomycetes, Agaricales, Omphalotaceae. Gene Ontology annotation, cellular component: cytoplasm; nucleus. The record is from RefSeq and is a predicted model, not a curated record. Gene Ontology annotation, biological process: phosphatidylinositol phosphate biosynthetic process; inositol phosphate biosynthetic process. The transcript has 5 exons. Bases 1 to 1239 code for a protein of 412 amino acids.